Messenger RNA from Exophiala bonariae, 3189 nucleotides. RefSeq lists its product as uncharacterized. NCBI's taxonomy places the organism in Eukaryota, Fungi, Ascomycota, Eurotiomycetes, Chaetothyriales, Herpotrichiellaceae. The coding region runs from base 1 to 3189 and encodes 1062 amino acids. The record is from RefSeq and is a predicted model, not a curated record. The transcript has 2 exons. Gene Ontology annotation, biological process: regulation of DNA-templated transcription. Gene Ontology annotation, molecular function: zinc ion binding; DNA-binding transcription factor activity, RNA polymerase II-specific.
AUGGAAGCAAUCGGUGACGUGGAGUUGAAGUACGAAAGAUCCAAUCCCUACGGUCCACCACCACACCACAACGCCCACCGUAUGCCGCCAACCGAGACUCAACCGUUACACAGUUACCCUCCACCUCAAAGCACCAGUAUGCCACCACCAGGCCAAGGGUGGACCCCCAACCCUUCACCUUACAGUGGUGAACCUAGCGAACAUCGACCACACCCAUCCGAAAAUGCUCAUCAACCUUCCUACCCGCCUCCACCGCCGCCUUAUCCUCCUUCGGGUCGAGAAACCCCAGGCUAUCCUCCACCUCAAGCCGAUCCAGGUUACGGACGCCCAGGAAGUGUCUCAGGUCCUACGAGAUCUCCUGCAGAAUCUCAUCACCCACAGUAUCACCCUCCGAGUAGCAAUCCCCACGAACAUCCCUAUUAUCCUCCUUCUGCCGACUAUAGACAACGGCAUGCGUAUUCUGGGCCUGAGGCCCAGCCCAACGGAACCCAUCAGCAACCCCUUCACGUAGUGACAGCUCAUGAAAUGAUGCCGGGCCAACCUCCCAGCCAAUCCAGUCAUUAUGGGCCUCCCUCGGCGGGACCCCCUUCAUCUGCUCCCUACUAUUACUCCGAGUUUGGUGGCCAACGCCGGAAGCCUGUCCGUGCCGCACAAGCUUGCGAUUCGUGUCGACAGCGAAAGGCAAAAUGUGAUGAAGGCCGACCGGAAUGUCAACACUGUAAGGAGAAUGGGCUCAAGUGCUCAUAUCGAGAAAUUCCACCGCAAAAAUCGGAAAAGCAAGUGCUCGCAAUUACGGCUCAGCUCGAUUCUCUGUCAGACAACGUGAAAUCAAUUGCUGAUGCUGGAAGAGCGCAGAACGCAAAGAUAGAUGCCAUUCUCAAUUUCCUGUCCCGCAGCCAACCUGAAGCCUUUGCUGGGCUUGAGAUGGGAACCCCGGAAGAGCGCAAGGAAAAUGUGGUCCGAUCUCAGGAAAAGACGGCAUCUGCAAGUCAAGCCAUCCCUUUCAGUAGAGAGGACAGCUCGGACGUGAGAACCACUCCUCACAUGGCGGGCCACUCCGCUCUUUCGGAUUUUAUAAGUCGUAAUGGGGACGAAACAGGAGGGGAUGGAUUGUCCAUGCCUUCUAAGCACACCACUGCAGCACAGUAUCUCCUCCAGUGGCCUUCUAUUGCUGCGUUAACUCCGCCCGGCAUCUCUCCGACAUAUGCCAUGGAGGAAGAGCGGGAAAGAGGACUCCUACGAUUAUACGGUUGUGGAGAAGGUGAAGACAAAGGCGAUGGACAUGAGGGUGCACCAAGUCCUUCCGGCAGCUCAUCUUCAGAUGGACGUCGACUCGACGAAGAAACAUCCUCCUCUCCCCAUGGUGUUUGGGGCGUCGGUCAAUUACAUGCACCAGGCAUGCCGAAUCAGGGUCACCCAGCGCGUGAACACCCAGGUGGAGUCAGUCCGCAUGGUGGUCUGAUGCUCGAUUCGGAUGCGGUAGAUCGCUACUUUCGGAGUUUCAUGGAACACAUUCACAUUCUCCAUCCUUUUCUAGAACCUAAAGUUCUCCGGAACAUGAUCCACACCUUCAAGCGAAAAUAUAGCUGGGAUUAUCGUGCGACACAGCCUGCUGGCGUUGUUGGCGCCAAAAGGAAACGAGAAAACACGGAAUCUCCACGCUCGGUGGAAGACCACAACACCCCUAGCCAUCUCGGAAGCCGCACCCAUACCAAAGCUUACAAUCCUGGUAUCAGUGCGCCUAUGAUUGAGCACUCUAUUGCGAAUGCAAUUGUGUUGCUUGUCAUUGCACUGGGAAAGGUCACGGCUCAUCGAGAUCCUCUGCCAGGCGCUGCAGCAACCACCAACAUGCGGACCUCGACACCCCACAGCAAUAUGUACUCGGAUCUCCCCAUGCCGAUGUCUGCGCCAACAUCUCCUUUCAAUAAUCAAGUUGGAUUGAAUGGCGUUAGUCAUCUUGGUGCAUCCAGCCCAGCCAACCCUCAGGGAAAGAACAUGGAUGUCAUUCCCGGACUGGCAUACUUUGCUAAAGCUGCAGACAUUAUCGGGGAACAUCCAGGAGGAAGUGAUGUGUCACAUAUUCAAGCAUAUCUGCUGGCAGGUCUGUAUAUGGGUCAACUUGCUCGCAUCUUGCCUAGUUUCUUCUACAUCCAGAAGGCAUGUGUGGCUACCCAAAUUCUUAUCGAGUCAACGGCUUAUGUACAAAACACCAUGAAGCCCUCCCGCCGAAAUCUCAUCAACUUCGCCUUUUGGUCAUGCCUGCAGUUGGAGAGCGAUAUCGCUGCCGAGUUCCACCUACCUGUCAGUGACAUUAGCAAACAUGAGCGUGCGCAAACUAUCAGUUACCCAACAAAUGCCACACUCGGCCCGAUCCCGGAGUCUAAUACCAGUGACGAUAUCCUAAAGUACUACUCGUUCCAAGUCAACUUGCGCAAGACCAUGAACAGCAUUCACGCAUCGCUUUACCGUGAGAAGAAGAAUACGAAUACGAGAUCUAGUGAUUCGGUGAUGCAUGCUCUAGAUGGGAUGUUUGAGGAGGUAAGAACAGAUACAUGGAGGAAAGCCGGGUUGGAUUGGGAUGACAACGACCACGAGAGCCCCAACAUCAACCUUGCUCGAUUAAGAGGGAAAUAUUAUGGCGCCAAGUAUAUCAUUUGGCGACCAGCCCUACAAUAUGCACUUCUCCUCGCCGCUGGAAUGAAGAAAGAGCCGAGCUCGGAAUCACCAUCUGGAAAUGGAGAGCACUCGGAGUUUACAUCACCAGCGAUGGAAAAUGCGUACCCUCCGAAUCGCUCAUGGAAGGAGGUGCCAGGUCUCGACCAGAAUCUCUUAGAAGGUGCUCGAAAGUGCGUCCAGGCUGCUAUACGCAGUACUACGGUGUUCGAUGCGGUGCCUCGACGACUUGUUGUCACCAAUAUUUUUGGCACUCUUCAUGCACAGUGGGGGAACAUGCUUGUCUUAUAUGCAACAUAUACUUCGAAGCAUGCAUCCCUGAGCUCACUGGUGAACGUAGAGAUACUGAAGAAACUACACGAUCGUACGGUAAGGAUUUUACGAGACCACGAGGCGAUUUCACCAGUUCUAGCCAAAGAUCUCAAAAUCCUGGAAUACGUACGACGAAAGGUCUUCCCACCCACGAGCUCAUCAUACGCACCGGCCAGUACGGCAUCCAGCUUUUCCAGUCGAUGA